Messenger RNA from Oppiella nova, 2203 nucleotides. The record is from the annotation of a GenBank genome assembly. Lineage: Eukaryota; Metazoa; Arthropoda; Arachnida; Sarcoptiformes; Oppiidae.
CCAUCGACUGACACACAAAUGAAUUAUAAAUUGUGUUUAAAUUGUGUUUAAAUUGUGUUUAAAUGGCAUUGAAUUGAAUGAAUGCAUGCAUUGAAUGCACAGAACUGUCGGUCGAGUCAUCAGAGUUUGCAUUCAGAGGAUAUUUGCCAUCAAAACGAUGGAGACAUCACCGAAACGGAUCAAAUUGGACGCCACAGCUAUCGGUGAGCCAAUACCCUCCGCGAGCGGUGGUGUCGGUGAUGAUGAGGACAAUAAGUGGCGCUCACUAUUGGACAGGCGUUUCGAUGAGAAGGACGUCGGUAUCAGUGAAUUCAUCGGCCAUUUCAAGCCAUUCACAGCUGUGCUCAAGAACCGUUACGAAGACUUCUUAGUACACGAGAUCUCCCGCGACCGUCGAGUCGUACGGCUAUUGGACACGAGUCGACCCGUAGAGGAUGUGAUACCAGUGCUGGACAUUCAUGAAGUGCUCGACGAUAGCACUGUUGAACAGAUCCGCCAAUUGGCGAAACCAUGCGAUGAUAAUGAGGUUGAGAUGGACUCGACUAUAGAAUUCCUGGACAGUCAGCCAACUGUUGAGGAAUCGGUGACUGAAUCGACAGAUACUACCGGAGUUAAUGUGAAGUCAUCAGAGGUUAAGAUACCAGUGACUGGUCUCUCGAAACACGCGAGAACUCGAAUACAUAAAGCCAUUCGAGAUAAUUACGAGUCCUUAGAGACCUCGACCAUCGGUGACACCGAAGCCGACAAACAUAUUGUGGUGAAGCGAGUGGACAGUCGUAGUCAUGAUUCUAAUGGUAGGCGUCGACACGCCUGGCCUCAGGACAAGGGAGAGUACAUACACUUUGUGUUAUAUAAGGAGAACCGGGAGACACAACAGGCGCUCCAGGAGUUGGCCCUCAAAAUGCAUAUCUCGGCCAAGAAUUUCUCGACGGCCGGCACUAAAGACAAGCGCGCGAUCACCGCACAGGAGGUGUCGGCCUAUAAGGUGCCGCCCCGUAAGAUAUGGGAGGCCUCCCAACGGUGUCGGGACGUAGAGGUCGGGCACUUCAGGUUUGAGCGCCGGGAGAUAAAGUUAGGCGAUCUGAAGGGCAAUCGAUUUGAUAUAGUCUUGAGAGAUGUACCGAAGAGUGUGGACAUGGAUGCAGUGGCCAAGAGUAUGGAGUCGGUGCGAACUACCGGUGCCAUCAAUUACUACGGAAUGCAACGCUUUGGCUUUCAGUACGAGAAGCCGUACGCCAUCGGUAUAGCUAUAUUGAGGCAACAGUGGGAACGGGUGGUUGAGUUGAUACUAUCUGAUAGACCGCAAGACAUUCAAUGGCGCGAUGGGUCCGGUAUGUCGUUCAACGAGUGCCUGAAUUUGUGGCGUAAGACUAGAGACGCGAAGUCGGCGUUUAAUAACUGCCCUCAAAAGUGGACACCAGAGGCUACGCUACUGAAAGGACUAUCCCGUGUGGCGGACAAUGAUUAUAUGGGCGCCCUAUGCACUGGUAUGCAUCGUAAUCAACGCCUACUAUACCUCCAUUGCUACCAAAGCUACGUAUGGAAUAGGACCGCCUCAUAUCGGGUCCGUACGUACGGCCAGAGAGUGGUAGCCGGAGACCUAUUACUCAAAAGUGAUAAUGAAGUGGACAGUGAGGUUGUGGACAGUAAUGGCGAUAAAAAGGGCUCCAGAUUUGGCGAUAAUAUAGUGGUUGCAGAUGAGAGGAACAGUAGUGGCGCCAGUAUUUACGAUAUAGUACUCCCUGUGAUCGGCAGUGACAAUGUGUGGCCGACUAAUAGUGUCGGCGAUUACAUGAGGGAACUGUUGGGUGAGGACGAGGUGUCGGUCGAUAUGUUUAAAGCUUUACCCAAACAGUGGUGUGUUUUCGGCACUUAUCGUCGACUUUACGUCAAACCAGAAGACUUUGAGUACGAAUGGUGUGAUUAUAAAGACCCGAAUGUACCGCUCAUUGACAGCGAUUUAGUGACCAUUAGACGUAAGGCCCAAGAAGUGGACAAUUGUGGCGAUAAUAAGACUAAAGAUGUUGAGUGUCGUAGUGCUGGUGAUGAUAGUGUGGUAAAUAGUGACGACAAGUUGGCGCUUAAGAUAUCGAUGUCAUUACCGACGAGUACUUACGCGACUAUGAUUUGCAGACAAAUCACCAGAACUGAGACCACGAUUCUUGAGACUAAACCGUGGCUUAAGAGUAGAUUCAAUGUUUAG